AUGGGUAUCAACAACCCUCUCCCGUCGUCUAUGGCGUCGGAGUGCAAGAAGUGCGGAAAGAUUCUCGCCUCGUUCGUAGAUCCUCGACAGUCCUUUGGUCCUGACAAAGUCAUUCCUCCCUCCGUUCUUGCCCAGGCCAAGGGCCUCGCUAUCCUCACUGUCAUCAAGGCCGGCUUCCUUGGCUCGGCACGAUUUGGAAGUGGUCUUGUCGUUGCACGGCUACCAGACGGCAGCUGGAGCGCGCCCAGUGCGAUCGCAACCGGAGGCGCUGGCUUCGGAGGACAGAUCGGUUUCGAGCUCACGGAUUUCGUCUUCAUCCUCAACGACUCGAACGCCGUCAAAACCUUCUCUCAGGCCGGCUCCCUCACACUUGGUGGGAAUGUCUCGCUCGCUGCCGGUCCCGUCGGGCGGAAUGCCGAGGCCGCCGGAGCAGCCAGCUUGAAGAGUGUCGCGGGUAUCUUCAGUUAUUCCAAGACCAAGGGUCUCUUUGCAGGUGUCUCGCUAGAAGGAUCGGCCAUCAUCGAGCGCAAGGACGCCAACGCGAAGCUGUACGGCCGUCCCGUCAGCGCCCGGGAGCUGUUGUCGGGUGGCGAGCGCCCGCCGCCGCAGGCAGGACCCCUUCUCAACAUCCUCAACUCCAGGGCCUUCAGUGGCCAGCGGUCGGGCUCGAUGAGCGACGGGAUGUACAAUGACAUCCCGGUCUACGAUAACAACUACGACAAUGUUGUAUGGGGCGAGAACCGCGGUAGUGCGUACGGAGAGGGGCAGAGCCGGGGCGGCUAUGGCAGCAACGACGACUUUGGAGCUCCGAAACGGACGAGCACUUGGCAGGAUGACGUCUACGACCAAGAGCCUCGGUUUGGCGGUGCGUCGCGGUCCAACACGUUCAACGAUGCAUAUGGCGACAACAAGAGCUCGGGUCCUGGCCGUCCAGCAGCGCCGAAGCCUAAUUUUGCCAGCAAGCAGGCUCUGCUGAAGAAGAACGAAGCUGUGGCUCUGUUCAACUUUGAUGCGGACCAGCCAGGCGAUCUUGGAUUCAAGAAAGGUGAUGUCAUCACAGUUCUGAAGAAGACUGAAAGUGACAAUGACUGGUGGACCGGAAUGAUCGGGACGAGACAUGGCAUCUUCCCCAGCAACUACGUCAAGAUGAAGGAGUAG
This is a messenger RNA of Thyridium curvatum, 1158 nucleotides long. RefSeq lists its product as uncharacterized. The record is from RefSeq and is a predicted model, not a curated record. Gene Ontology annotation, biological process: actin filament bundle assembly; actin cortical patch localization. The transcript has 4 exons. Bases 1 to 1158 code for a protein of 385 amino acids. Gene Ontology annotation, molecular function: actin filament binding; phosphatidylinositol binding. NCBI's taxonomy places the organism in Eukaryota, Fungi, Ascomycota, Sordariomycetes, Thyridiales, Thyridiaceae. Gene Ontology annotation, cellular component: actin cortical patch.